Naegleria gruberi is the source of this 1584-nucleotide messenger RNA. RefSeq lists its product as uncharacterized. Gene Ontology annotation, cellular component: nucleus; cytoplasm. NCBI's taxonomy places the organism in Eukaryota, Heterolobosea, Eutetramitea, Acrasida, Naegleriidae. Gene Ontology annotation, molecular function: protein serine/threonine kinase activity; ATP binding. The transcript has a single exon. Gene Ontology annotation, biological process: mitotic DNA damage checkpoint signaling; protein phosphorylation. The coding region runs from base 1 to 1584 and encodes 527 amino acids. The record is from RefSeq and is a predicted model, not a curated record.
AUGAAAUUCAUGGUAUUAAAGUAUAUAGAGCAUUCGGAACGAAUUAUUCCAAACGAACCUUUGCGACUUAUUCAACGUGAUGAACAAUUUGAACACAUUGCACAAUUCAAAACACUUAUAAAAGCAAAGGAUGAUCCAAACGAUACCAGCUACUUUAUGACAACCAAAUAUUAUGAAGGAGGUACUUUAGGUAAUACCAAAUAUGGAUUUUCAUUUAACUUUGUAAUUUCAGUUGGAAAACAAUUAGUUCAAGGUUUGAAAGAUAUUCACAUGAAAAUGAGUCUUAUCCACAGAGAUAUAAAGUUAGAUAACAUUGCUCUUGAUCAAGUGGUAGUUGAAAAUAAUGAAAUUCAAAGCGCAAUCAUCAAGGUUAUUGAUUUUGAAAGUGCUGUUUCUAUUCAAAAUCAGGGAGCUCUUGAAGAAGAAAUGUAUCAUGCCACUAAAAGUUAUCGAUGCCCAGAUGAUAUACUACUUUCCACCAAGAGCGAGAUUUAUGCUCUUGGUUUGAUUUUAUUUAGAAUGUUGUAUGGUACCUAUGGUGAAAGAGACGAAUUGCACGUUUCUCAAAAUUUCAAAGGUCAACAAGAUUACACCGAACAAAUGAAAAAAAGCCUUGAUGUGAAUACAAGAUUACACAGAACAAUUAUGGAUGAUUGUAGAAUGAAAAGAUUAUUGAAAAGGAUGUUAAGUUACAAUCCCCACCAAAGACCAGAAUUAGACGAAAUAGAUUUUGAACUUAGCAUUAUUAAUACAGCUGUUGAUCCACCAAUACCACUACCGUGUCUUAGAAUCGAUGAAUCUUAUAGACAGAAAAGAUGUUUUGAACCUAAAUCGGUUUAUUUGGAAGAUAUUGCUGACAUGUUUAAUGUUGAUGUUCUUUCCAUGACACCUGAAAAUAUUCUCAGCUUUUGUGACAACAAUGAAUGUGCUGGAUUGAGUUCUGAUUACUUUAUUCAAGAUACAUGUGUUAUGAUUAUUUGUAAGAUUAUGAAUGUUGAACCACAUCCAGACAAAAAUCAAACACGUAAGCUUUGUAAACUUGAAAAGGAACAUUUAAACAAGUUGGGCUAUGCCAUGAAAGAAUUCGAGUUGAAUUUAGGACAAAACCUAUCAAGAGUCAACAAACUUUUUGAAAAACAAAGAAAAAACAAAAAUCCAAAAGAAAUAUUAGAUAUGGUAAAUGAGAAUCUUGAAGUUAAUCCAAAUUUGAAGAAAACAGCCAGUGAUAUACUGCAACUUGUAGAUAUGAUAAGACCACAGCUUAAUCUACUAUCGACACCAUCCUCAGACACCGAAAACAUCGAUGAUGGCGAUUCUCGUUUUCUGAAGUUGUUUCCAAUUUCAAAUGGUUCAUCAAGUCAAAAACCAACCAAAAUUGUAAAAGUGCAAUGCUUGAACGGUGGUGAUGAAAAAACUAUUGAUGUAACCAAUUUUGAUGUUAUGGGUACUCAAUGUCAACAGAGAUUUCAAAAUGAAAAACUGAUUGCAAUCUUGAAACAGAACAAAUUUGUUGAUUUAUUGGAAGAAUUGCAAGAUGGAGAAACAUACGUUGUUAUUACAAGAGACUAUUUUUUAAACAAGUAA